AUGCGAGCCCUUGCAAUUCUUGCUCUUGCUACCUCGGCCAUCGCCGCCGUUAUUCCUAGAAAUGCCACAGAGGGUGUCUACGUUGUCGCAUUAGACGAGUUUGGCAACGAGAUCCACAAGCGAAUCUCCGAGCCGCUACAUUCUGCACCGGAGGCUCGAUCGCUGCUCGACGGCGAUGAUGAACUAUAUGGGCGCGAUGACUGGCUUGCAAAUGAGAACACCCCUACCUACUCAACAUACUGCGGCUGCGGUUUCAAGCUCAACACCAAGGACACCGACGCCGCCGUGGCCGAUCUCAGGAAACAAGCCGGCUUCGGCACGUGGUACCCCCACACGGCCAUGUACUCCGUCCGGGGUUCCACGGUCGCCUUCAUGUGCAAGAGAGGCGACGGCAAAGGCUGGGGCAGCUCAAGCCACAUCGGCAAGCUUUUGAAGCAGGCGACAAGCGCUUGCGGGAGCUACGUUCCCGGUACUGCCCAUCAGAACCAGGGCAAUGAUGGAACAACCACCAGCAACAUUGGCAUUAUGCGGUGGUAUGCGGGUCUCGACUUCUGUGGCAAGGCUGAAGGCGCUGGCGAUCAUAGCUGCUGA
Purpureocillium lilacinum is the source of this 591-nucleotide messenger RNA. RefSeq lists its product as uncharacterized. Lineage: Eukaryota; Fungi; Ascomycota; Sordariomycetes; Hypocreales; Ophiocordycipitaceae. The record is from RefSeq and is a predicted model, not a curated record.